AUGGCACCUGCUUCUUUCGCUUCAGCAGCUGCAGCAAGUAACGCUGGCUCUGCACGCACAGAUCCAAGCGGCGAGUGGGCUCGACGCACGAAUGGUGCCACGCAAACGUUCCGCCGACCCUCACAUGCGACCACGCCCUCUGGAUCUGCACUUCUUCCCGCCUCUCGAGAUGCGCCCGCUCCCCAGACCUCGACAAGCUCGGGAGUCUACGUACCGCCACAUGCGCAACCGGGGCGCAACGGAGGUUCCAUCGAGGGGCGUUAUUCUCGCGAUCAACUAGUGCAGCUCUUCAAAUCCCAGCGAGACUCAGACGACAUCAAAGAAGGAUUUUCGCAUCUGUACAUGGGCUCUUGGGAACCUCACGCCACAAACGGUGCCUCGGCCGCUUCGUGGGGGCGCAAGGACGACCAUGGAAGGGAGGCUCAGAGCGGGGUCGACCAGUGCUGGGACAGGGACGGUAGCAUACAGCCCCUACACCAAACAGAACUUACAGAGGACGAGAGAGAGGUAUUCCUGUCUUCUGUCAACUCGCCGCUCAAACCACCCACCCAGAACACGAACAAGGACGGUAACCCCAAGGAGGCUCUGUCUCUCCGCAAGACGUCCAUUUCGCAAGGCCCUGGCACGCCGUAUGGCCUGUCGUCGCCAACAUCCACUCGACCUGGCAACCGUCGCCGCGACACUGGCGAGGCGUAUCCAUUCCCUGCCUCACCUGCAACCUCUCGAUUUGCGCGCGAGGAGUCCAACACGGUGACCCCCCCGCCUUCCUUGAUACGUCGCAGAACCGACUACAAAGAGCCAACAGCAGGGGCUAUUGGCGAGGAAGGUGAGAAAGAGAAGGCCUCUGCGGAGAGCGCUGGACCUCUUGGAAGCCUGAAACGCACAACAACUGCACCGUUUAGUCCAGGUGGGACCUCGCCAUGGGCCGCUUCGCAGGGAGGUGGAUUCUCAGGUCCCAUGGGCGCAUUCGGCAGCUUUGGCGUUCCGCAAUCCGAGAAGAAGUCCGGACUGGGAAGUGUGCGGGGUGAAAGCAGGUUCAAGGGGCUAAUGGGCAAACCCAGCACCGAAGAACUCGAAAAAGCUCCGAAAGAGAAGGCAUCCGUUGGGAAUCUUGGAAAGCUUAGCGAAGCAGAGCCGUCCAAGCCAAGCGCGUCCUGGAUGGAGGCGCGCUCCAACCGGCCUAUGAGCAGCGAUACCGAUCCCUACCUGGAGGAUGAUCACCCUACGGGCUCAGCAGCGCUACGAGGCGAAGACGUCAGCCCGCCCAGGCAUGGUUUAGGUGGCUUUGGCACUCCACACCGACCUGACGGACGGGACGACGGUGGACUUGCCACCUUUGGCAUGACUACUGACAAUACAGGCUUCCGUGAUAUGUUCGGCAACUUCACCCAGCAGACACCCCAUCGCGGAGGAGAAAGAGGCAACGAUCCCAUGAGCCCCACGGAUACCAACCCUUACAGAAGCCCUGACCAUGCCCGCGAAGGACAAGAAGAAGACUCAGACGGGUCGGACGUUCCAAACGCUCAUUAUCCGGGCAUGAGCAGUUUCCAGGUGGAUUCGAGCAUGUCAGGCCUACACAAUGCUUUUGGCAGCCUGGGAGGUUUUGGAAGAACACCCGGGGCAUUUGAGGCUACUGGGGACCGAAGCCAGACAUCUAGUGUUGGACCUGGGCGCGGAUUUUCUACGUUGCCGGGGCUUGGAGGUCUUCCUGGCUUGGGAGGCUCUUCGGCUUGGGCCGCAGGUCCUCAGGGUCUAGGCACGCCCAGUCGUGAACGUCCAUUUGGGUUCGAUAGUGCUUUCGGAAACGUAGGUGAAGUCCAAUCUCCCUCGCUUGUCGGGCUCGGAAACAGCUCCUUGUUCGGAGGUGCUGGCCAUGGCUCAAUUGGCCGCGCCAGCAAGCUAGGGUCUCUUUUCCCAGCCUCGAUGCAGGAGCAAAUGCGUUCAAAUGAGCAGCAUAUUGACGAUGGUUCUUCGCACGGCGACCGGCAGCAAAGCAUGACCGGAGCUUUUGGCAGGUUUGGCGCGCAAGCUCCUGGCGGCGGCAUUCCCAAUCGUGACACCGACAGCCCCUUCCGCGCAAACCGCAACCUGUUCGACGAUUUCUCCGGGGCUUCUGGUGACGACCAUGGGGGCUUUGGACAGACUUCUGGUGCACAGUCUAAUCUUGCAACUACCUCGUUGUCUAUGGCUGCUCUCAACCAGACCAGGACAGCGCAGCCUUCUACCCCGGGUAUCGGAAGUCCGGCUUCUAGCCAGCCUUCUCAACCUCAGCAGCGUACCAUGGUUAUGCCUGACCGUAUGAGGUGGAUCUAUCGUGAUCCAUCAGGUAACACUCAAGGUCCCUUCUCUGGCCUGGAGAUGCACGAUUGGUACAAGGCUGGAUUUUUCUCUCCCGAGCUCUUAGUCAAGAAGCAGGAGGAGCCAGACUAUGAGCCACUCGCCCAGCUCAUUCGCCGUAUUGGCAACUCUCGCGAGCCGUUCUUGGUCCCCCAGAUUGGCAUUCCCCAUGGACCAGCUACAGCACAGCCCGGCAACACUUGGGCUGGUGGCGCUGGCACCGCGCCCGGCGCUCAGCCGCCGUUCGCCAACAGCUUCCCUAGCUUCGGUACUACCUUGACUGCAGAGCAACAGAAUGCUCUCGAGCGUAGGAAGCAAGAGGAGCAAUACCUCAUGGCUAGGCAAAAGGAGCACCUGGCAGCGCAACAAUCAGUCAACUUGAGGUCAGCUCAGCUGGGAGGUAUCAUGCCAAAUCAGCUACAACACCACUCCAGUGCCCAUAGUCUGCACAGCCAGCCGAGCUAUGGAAGUAUCACUUCGCCUGGCGGCUAUCAGCCAUCUCCCACUCAGGGACCUGGUCCCGGCGCGUCAGUUUCAGGUCUAAUGGAGAACGCCUUCAGACCUGGAAUGGUCCCCGGUCUGGGCCCUGUUGGCCCUGGCAUGGACAUGAUGGGCAGCAUGAGGGAUGAGGAAGUCUCUGGCCUUGUAGAUCGUCUGAGCCUUGGCCGAGGGGGACAGCCUGCUUUCGGUACCGCACCUGGAUCUUUCGUCCCGCAGCACCCUGAGUCUGCUUCACAUGCGCAGCAAGUUGUUGCCAUGCUCAGUGACCGAGCUCGUCUGCAGCGUGAGCAGGCUGAGCAUGACGCCCUGCAGAGACUCGGCUCGAACGACCAGCAAGCUGCUCAGGCUUCUGCCGAUCGCCUGCAACAGUUCAAUGACUUGCGGGUGCAGACAGAUCUUGAACAGUCUAGGGUUGUAUCUCCACCUGAGGGCGUGAUUGGAAAGCCCUCUGCCCCAGCCACACAAGCACAGGAACACGAGGCCGACCUCACGUCUCCCGAACAUGAUGAUGGUCGCGCUGAAGCACCGGAGCCCAGCACUGAAGCGCCAUCUGCUACUCAGGAAACACUCUCUUUGACAGAGCAAGUUCAGAAGGCGCAGUCCGCUAAGCAGUCUCCUCAGCCGCAAUCGGCUUGGAAGCAAGUUGAACCCGCCAUCUACCCAUUCCCACCGCCACCUUCGCAGUCUCCUCUCCCUGCACCCGCUGCGCAGAGGAAGGCUAUCGUUCCUGGAGAUCUACACGCGGAUUCUCGUGCUGCUACACCUGCAGCUGACACACCGAGCGCUUCCGUCGCUCCAUGGGCCAAGGAGCCUACCGAAGCUUCAAGGGGUCCAUCCCUGAGGGAGAUCCAGGAAUCAGAGGCGAAGAAGGCUGCCGAGCGCGAGGCUCUUGCUGCUGCUGCCCGUCGGGUAGCGUUCGAGAAGGAGCUUUUGGCACAGACACAGUCGCCUGUGGUCCAACCCGGUUUACCCUCAAGCUCCACAUGGGCGAGCGGCACUGGUGCUUCUCCAUCUACUCCAGCUCCCCCUGGCGGUGCCUCAGUGUGGACCAAGCCUACCACUGGUAAGGCUCCUGCUCAACCGACACCCGCUUCCAAGAAGACGCUUCAGCAGAUCCAAAAAGAAGAGGAGGCCCGCAAACACCGUGCAGCGGCUCAAGCUGCUGUCACAGCCAGUGCCCUCGGUGCUGUUGCUGCUGCCGCUGCCGCUGCUCCAGCCGCCUCUGCUGGAAAGCGGUAUGCUGAUCUGGCCAGCAAACAGACCCCAGUCCUUCCUGCUGCAGCUCUAGCUGCCGGUGCCAGCCCUUGGACCACUGUGGGAGCAAGCGGCAAGGUCAAGACUCCCGGCGGCACGGCCAGUCCUGCGCCGGCCAUCGUUCGCUCGACUAGCUCCACUGCCGUGCCUUCUGUCAAGAAGCCUACUGUCACACGCACCACCACCCUUGGUGGUGUUUCAGGCAAGGUCAACGCCGAAGAGGAGUUCCGCAAGUGGGCUGUAAAUGAGCUUCGCUCUGACCUCAACAAGGGCAUCAAUGCUGAGGACUUCGUCUCAUCUCUCUUGAGUUUCCCCGCCGAUGCUGAGCUUAUCACCGAGUCCGUCCACUCAGCCAGCAACACCCUUGACUCCCGCCACUUUGCCGAGGAGUUCCUUCGCCGCCGCAAGCUCGCCGACAAGGGCAUCAUCGACGACCGCAACACUUCCAGCCCCGCCGAGAACAAGUCGGCAGGCAGUGGCUGGUCUGAGGUCGCCAAGAAGGGUGGCGCAAGCACCCAGCAGCAACAGCAACAGCAGCCCGCCCUCGACUCUGGUGCUUUCAAGGUUGUCCCGUCCAAGAAGAAGAGCAAGAGGUAG
Molecule: messenger RNA, 4689 nt
Organism: Ascochyta rabiei
Lineage: Eukaryota; Fungi; Ascomycota; Dothideomycetes; Pleosporales; Didymellaceae
Product: kinesin-like protein
Exons: 4
Coding region: 1-4689 (1562 amino acids)
Molecular function (GO): protein binding
Source: RefSeq, a predicted model, not a curated record